UUUAAGUUUUGAUUAUAUUUAUUCAUUCUGUUUACGCAUUUACUGAUACAACAUUUACAGAGUAUUUUGAACAGAUAAAUAAGGACACCGUUAAAAGAAGAACUCACUUGGAACCAUCAUACUACAAAAAGGAUAAUGAAUACUCAUAAAUAGAAAAAAGGAAAUGCAAGAUUUUUAAAUAUAAUGCGGAGAUAAAUGUACUUUUUAGUGAAAAUGAUACAUAUCAAGGUACAUAUGACGACGAAAAACAAGAAAUAAACAAACUUGAACAAAUCGACUUAAAACAUACAUCAGAUUUAGAAGUUUUAGAUUUAAAAUAAACACAUUGGAUAAUUUACGCCCAGAAUAUUUUAAAAACUAAAAUCACGAUGAGUACACAGUCACAGGAGAUGCAAGAAUGUAAUAUGAAAGCUAUUAUAGUAAGAGAACUUGGAAAGCCAGAGGCACUUAAAUUGGAAAGAACAGAGGUACCAAAGCUAGGUGAAAAACAGGUACUAGUUAAGAUACACAGUGUCUGCAUAACACCUAUAGAUAUCUACCUGUGCAAGGGGACCCACUGUGUUACUCCCACUCUACCAUUCACUCCAGGGAGGGAUGGCGCGGGUAUUGUAGCUCAAGUGGGUGACAGUACUUCUAGAAUUAAGAGGGGUGACAGAGUAUAUUUCACACGCAGUAUUACUGGAUGUUAUGCACAGUAUGCUCUGGUCAACAUAAAGUAUGUGUUUCCCCUCAGCGUGAAGCUCAGCUACAGUCAAGGGGCCUGUCUUGCAUCAACCUACUUUACGGCAUACAGGGCCCUAAUUUUAAAAGGUAAAGCCAAGGCACAUGAAGCUGUUCUAGUGCAUGGGACCAGUGGAGGGAUUGGUAUUGCUAGCUGUCAGAUAGCCAGAGCACGCUACAUGAAUGUAUAUGGUAUUGCUAAAACAACGGAGGGCAGGGCACUUAUGAAAGAGAAUGGUGCACAGAUGGUACUCAGUGAUGACGAUCCAAGAUAUCCUGAAAAAAUAAUGGAAAUCACUGACAAUAGAGGGAUAGAUGUCGCCUUGGAGUCCCAUGCAGAAAGUAGUAUAGAAGAUGACAUUCCACUUCUGAAGACAUAUGGAAGAUGUGUGUUGAUUGGGAGCAGGGGUGACAUCUAUAUUGACCCUAGAGAUCUGAUUACAAAAGAAAUCUCAUUGGUUGGUGUGAACAGAGCCAAUACAACAGAAGCAGAUUGGAAGGAGAGUGAGAGGGCAAUUCAGACUGGUAUCGAAGAGGGUUGGCUGAGACCACCCAUCUCACAUACAUUUGCCAUAGAGGAUGCCCCAAAGGCCCACACCCUGGCACAGGUCUCUGAAGCCUUAGUGACUCUCACUGUGUGUCGGGAAGAUGAGCCCCUUGAAAACAUCUCUCCUGGUUACCAUGGCAACAUUAAUCCAGCAUUCAAUCCGGAAAUAACAACUCAAAAGAGUCGAGAAGAGGUUGUUCUACCAG
Messenger RNA from Owenia fusiformis, 1473 nucleotides. Lineage: Eukaryota; Metazoa; Annelida; Polychaeta; Sabellida; Oweniidae. The record is from the annotation of a GenBank genome assembly.